This is a messenger RNA of Tauraco erythrolophus (red-crested turaco), 658 nucleotides long. The record is from RefSeq and is a predicted model, not a curated record. Lineage: Eukaryota; Metazoa; Chordata; Aves; Musophagiformes; Musophagidae.
CUGCCGUACGAGUUUCUGGUGCCCUGCCUGUGCAUCGAGGCCUCCUACCCCCACCAUGACAGCCCACGCAGCAAGCGCUGCCCCUUCCGUGACCAGCUGGCUGCCUAUGGUCCCGAGCUGUGGUCCUCGGUGCGCUUCCACGACUACAGCACCAGUAACAAGGAUCAGAUGGCGAUGGUGCUGAGCACCAGCUGCCCCCUGCGCCCCAGGGCCACCCUGUGCUGGAGGGAGGCAGCAGCCGAGACUGCACCGUGUCACGACAUCCCCAACUCCACAGCCACAGAGGAGGAGCAGGCAUACACACUGGACAAGGUGGACGUGCACCCCCAGCUCUGCUUCCGAUUCUCCUACAGGAACAGCAGUCACGUGGAGUGUCCCCACCGGCCAGAGACCGCCUGGAAUGUCUCAGUGAGCGUUCGAGGGCUGCAGCUGCACCUGCACCUUACCUCCAGCAUCCCUGCGGCCUUCAGCGCAGCCCUGUGCCAGCACCGGGGCGGGCACUGUGAGCCCGAGGCCCCUCUCUACACUGUCACACGGCCGGAGGGCUCUGCCCCGCGGGAGCUGGCUCUGCUGCUGCCAGUGCAGGUCCUGGGCAGCUGUGUGCUGGUGUGGCGCUCGGACGUGCACUUUGCUCGGAAGCAGCUGCUCUGUCCCAAUG